This is a messenger RNA of Cuscuta epithymum, 960 nucleotides long. NCBI's taxonomy places the organism in Eukaryota, Viridiplantae, Streptophyta, Magnoliopsida, Solanales, Convolvulaceae. The record is from the annotation of a GenBank genome assembly.
GCCGCGGCAGAGACAGAGAAGCCCUAUUAUUUCCGCCGACCGCAGUCCCUUCUUUUGGCAUCUUCUCUUCCAAUUUCCGCGACUCCUUCCGGUCCUGAACAACCGAUUUAUCGAUUUGUUACAGAUCUAGCCAGCAAUUUCUGUUGCUUCAAACUAAUGGAAAGCUGCGCAAAACUGCUCACCAUCUUCUCUUUUGACAUGGAAAGAAGAGAGUUGGAGGUAAGGCUAUGGCGGUGUUUACUUCUAGUUGUCUGUGUCUUGGAAUUCACGAUGGUCAUGGAUAUAUUUGGAUGGACAUUGGACGUGCUAUUAUUCGUUGGAGCCAAUAUAGAAAUCUGGAAGUGUAUAGUGACCCACGGAUUUUGUGUUUCUGAUCUUGCGGAGGAAAAGUAUACAUUGAUGGGAAGGGAUUUUAAGUGCGCAUUGGAGCUUUUCUUUGGUGGCUUAGCUAUGGCAGUAAGCUAUAUAUUACCAUAUAACAUUGAACACGCUGCUGUAUUGGCUUGUUGGAGCUUGCAACUCUAUGGAUGGAGCCGGCUAUCAGGUUAUUAUGACUUGGGUGCUUGGGAAGUGUUUGUGACAGUACCAAUGCAGGCCUUUAUGUAUUGCUUUUUUGCGGGAAUGAUGAACAAGGAGAUGAGCAACAAUAAUCGUCUUUUGCUCUCUGCUAUGGCACUUGGCUUCUGGGGCAGUCUUUCUAUUUACCGUUUCCGCACCUAUACCCCUCCUCCUCCUCAAAUCCCAGAAGAAUAUGAUGUGCUACCUGAUGGUUAACCCCUCCACCCUAUUCACAUCGUCACUGCUCGUCUUCAACAACUCUUAUGGUUGUUGAAAUUUACACUACCUCUGUUACAAAUAAUUGAGGAAGGAUCUUUCCUUUUCAAUUAAUCAUACUUGUAUUUGAUUAUUUGAUUAAUGAUGUUAGGCAUUGGUUGGUGCUCCCUCCUCCCAAAUAUUGGC